Molecule: messenger RNA, 913 nt
Organism: Phragmites australis (common reed)
Lineage: Eukaryota; Viridiplantae; Streptophyta; Magnoliopsida; Poales; Poaceae
Product: seipin-1-like
Exons: 2
Coding region: 1-699 (232 amino acids)
Biological process (GO): lipid storage; lipid droplet organization
Cellular component (GO): endoplasmic reticulum membrane
Source: RefSeq, a predicted model, not a curated record
AUGCAAGCAUACGACUCGGACUUGAUCCGCUGCCGAUUCAGCGUCACACCAGGUGUCCAGAUACCAGCACGAUUACUCCUUGCCGGCAACGGCCUCUACACCGGCCGGCCAAGAAGCACAGCCGCCGGGGAGUCCAACGACGAUGCCCUCCUCUUCCUGGCCGUCUCGGCAGGCUGGCUCGUCUGGCUGUUCACCUUCCUCGGGGAGCACGUCGCCUCUGCCAUCCUCAGCCUCUUCUUCCCCUUCGCCGCUCUAGUCGGCGCGCUGCGCGCCCUUGCUGCGGUGGUCGCCUCUAACCUCCGGCGCGCGGCCUUUGGGCUGCUCGCCACGGCGUGCGCCUUUGCUGUCCUUGUCUCUGAGUUAUUCGUGUCCGUGCUACUCGGCUUUGUUCUUGUCCGGCACUGGGUUGAGGAGCCGGUGACCGUGCGUCAGCCGCUCUACUUCGUCUACACCGAGGCGCAGCCUAGCGCCGCGGUGGUCCUUGGUAGUGCGCGAGGCGCCGCCAUGGCGCUGCCAGCAGGGCACUCGGUGAGGGUGUCAAUGGCGUUGCUGCUGCCUGAUUCCUACCACAAUCGUGAGGUUGACAUGUUCCAGGUAUAUGUAAAUGCUUAUUACUUAAUUUCGGAUCCAAAAUUCUUGGAGCUAAGCAAUUCGUUUGCUGAUUUGCAUCUCAUGAUAAACUUGUUUUCGGUAUAUUAAAGCGGAGGCGAUCUCUGUAAGUGGAAUCACCAUGGCAUCUGCUACACAGCCAUAUAUGCUUAGGUACAAGAGCACCCCAGUCCGGCUGGCGCAAUCUGCCCUGAUGUCACCGAGAGGCGAGAGCCAGACUGCAACACUCGAGGUGCUGCGCUAAAGGGAAGGCCAUGGCCGCCAUAAGAUAACAGGGCUCAUCAGAGUUUUGCUGCAGCCAAGA